This is a messenger RNA of Microtus oregoni (creeping vole), 988 nucleotides long. RefSeq names its product olfactory receptor 2D2-like. Bases 44 to 988 code for a protein of 314 amino acids. The transcript has a single exon. The record is from RefSeq and is a predicted model, not a curated record. Gene Ontology annotation, biological process: G protein-coupled receptor signaling pathway. NCBI's taxonomy places the organism in Eukaryota, Metazoa, Chordata, Mammalia, Rodentia, Cricetidae. Gene Ontology annotation, molecular function: olfactory receptor activity; G protein-coupled receptor activity. Gene Ontology annotation, cellular component: membrane.
CAGGUGACUCUUAGAUGAAUGUGAUUCUCUUUCAGCCUCCACUAUGUGGGUGAUUCCAGCAUACAACCAAACCCGGGUUUCUGAGUUCAUCCUACUUGGCUUCUCCAGUGACCCCAUGACCAAUAACAUCCUCUUCUUUGUGUUCCUUCUCAUCUACCUGAGCUCAGUCAUGAGCAAUGGACUCAUCAUCUUGCUGAUCUGCCUGGACUCACAUCUGCACACUCCCAUGUACUUCUUCCUCUGUAUACUCGCCAUGUUGGAUAUGGGCUGUGUCACCACCACCAUGCCCCAGAUGUUGGUGCAUCUUCUUGCUUACUCUAAGACCAUCUCUUUUGCUUGCUGCUGGAUGCAGAUGUAUGUGUUUGGUGCCUUGGGUAUAACUGAGUGCACCUUCUUUGUUGUCAUGGCUUAUGACAGAUAUGUGGCCAUUUGCUACCCACUGCAUUACACUGUCAUCCUCAACUGGGGACUGUGCAUACGACUGUCAACUGGAUCUUUGGUCUGUGGUUUCCUCUCUGCUUUGUUACAUACAUUCUUUACCAUGAGUCUACCAUAUUGUGGACCCAACAAGGUCAACCACUAUUUCUGUGAAGGCCCUGCAGUGCUUAGCCUGGCUUGCAUGGAUACUCACCUCAUUGAGAUGGUGGACCAGGUCUUGAGUGUUUUUAUGCUUCUUAUUCCAAUUUUCCUUAUUGUGGCCUCUUACAUUCAAAUUGCCAUGGCUAUUCUCAAAAUCAAGUCCACCCAAGCCCGCUGCAAGGCUUUCUCUACCUGUGCUUCCCACCUGACUGUGGUCUCAUUCUUCUAUGGUCCAGGCACUUACAUCUACAUGAGGCCCAACUCCAGCUAUUUCCCUGAGCGAGACAAGCAGAUUUCACUCUUUUACAAUGCCUUUAGUGCCUUGCUAAACCCAAUGGUCUACAGUCUGAGGAACAGGGACAUAAAGAGGGCAUUUCUCAAGGUGAUGGCACAUGGUAGGGUGGACUAG